Messenger RNA from Ostertagia ostertagi, 2892 nucleotides. NCBI's taxonomy places the organism in Eukaryota, Metazoa, Nematoda, Chromadorea, Rhabditida, Trichostrongylidae. The record is from the annotation of a GenBank genome assembly.
AUGUUCGAUUCCACGUCUGGAGAAGGAACUGUGGAUGAAAAUGAUGACGGUGGUGACGUCACCACAACACGAGAUCCACUUGAUGGACACAUUUCGCCAGUGAUUUGUAAAGAUGGCAUUAUAAAUAAUCUCGAAGGACUUCUAAACUAUAUUGCAUCCGGUUGGAAAUAUCACGUGUCGAAUACAGAUGGUGUAAAACAAGCCUGGUCAAAAUUCGACAACGUUACCAACAAAAUAUGCAGUUUUAUGUCAGAAAAGUCGCUCGCUUCAGCGCACUCCUCGAUCAUUUUGGACGAAGUCACAGUGGCCAGCAGUGGCAAGAACGACAUCUCGACAAUGUCAACGGCGGAAGGCGCCAUCUCCAGCGCUGACGUGUUUGAUGCGAUUAUCAACAAAGCACCUGGACCUUUAGAUAUCCCCAUUAUGAGGGGUAUUUCACUGCCACAUAAUAGUAAUUCGCAUAAUGUGCUACCGUCAACCACGUCCACCGAACGUCCUAUGGUUAUUGACGUCACAUUGCCCUUUUCGUCUACUGCCUGGUUUCUUUCGAAGAUUUCAACUCUCGUCGGUCCCCCAACAAAUGUUCGUGUAGAGGCUACAUCAAAUAGCUCGGCUGUGGUACAGUGGGACUUUGAAAAUGGACAGGUUGAUGGAUUUGUAGUGAAGUACAUGCAUGAGCCAGGAGGACGUUCAGAUACUGAGAGAUGGACGGCCCGUACUGUGAUGAGUCCCACGUCGCGACAUCUCGAAGUUCCUCAUCUGACAGCACACAAGCCUUAUGCGUUUUGUGUCCUGGCCAUCAAAAAUAAUGAUGAUGUGGUGAAUAUGGGCUCAGCAGAGUUGGAAGCGGCGACGAUUGCUCGGCGAAAAGCUCUCGGAAAGCAGCUAAGUAUUUCGUCAACCAAAAAAGUGAAAAAAUCAACUACACAUGAGGAUCAUAAGUCGCCCAGUCAUUCUGUUCGAACGCGUCGAAGUGAAGUCCCUAUGACAGCGUACAUUGCGGCUCGAAUUGAAGCCGAUGAGAUGAGGAGAAUGUACUCGGAAGAUAGGCAGUUUGUCGUCGGUGAUGACAAGAUCUACAAUGGAUUCAACAACUUUCCAUUAGAACCGAACACAAAGUAUCGAUUGAUGAUGCGUUCAUUUGCUAAGGCUGAUGGAAGGCGUAAGGACGAGUUCGACAAACGUGCUCCGAUGGGUGAAAAACUGACCAAGCUCUAUUCGGAUUCUGCUCUCACGGAACCGUUCACCACCCGAGCAGCAUUGCGAUCCGGUGCUAAAACAGGUGGCGUGUGGCUCAUCGGUCCGCUCAUCGCCUUGUUGAUCAUCGCAAUCCUCAUAGGAAUGCUGGUUUGCUGGUGGCUGCGAUGCAACAAGAAAUCAGCUGGUAGAGCUCAUCGCCAUGGCUCAAUCACCAAGGUGGCUCUCACUGGUAACAUAAUGAACGGUAUUCCGGGUGAGACAAGUAAGCUCUUAUCCACGGAUACCUACGGCCGCAGUGUGAUGAACCCUUAUGAACAUAUGAAUGGUCAAGGGAAUGGGCACAUGGAAUCGUCAUUGGACCUGUAUCCGUUACCACGAAGUCAAUCACGUUCUGGUGGUGGAAAUUACGCUCCAGUUCCAGUGCCAUUGCCUUGCUUACCAUCCAGUGGUGGAAUGCUCGGUGGACACCUGGUUACUCACCCAGCUGUGCCGAUUUCCGAAUUAGCCCAGCAUAUCGAACGGCUACGUCUAAAUAAUAACGCUGGCUUCCAACAGGAGUUUGAAUCAAUCGAAACUGGUCAGCAGUUCACUUGGGAGAACAGCAACUCUGAUAUCAACAAACAUAAGAAUCGCUACGCUAAUUGGUUUUGUCUUCGAUGGAGGGAAUCCCUGGCACCGACUUACAUCAACGCUAACUACAUCGAUGGCUACGAUAAGCCCAAGGCCUAUAUCGCUACGCAAGGACCACUGCCGGAAACAUUCGGUGAUUUCUGGCGGAUGGUUUGGGAAGAAGGCUCGUCGACGAUUGUUAUGUUGACCAAUUUGGAAGAGCGCUCUCGGGUGAAAUGCGAUCAAUACUGGCCAACUCGGGGCAGCUCGACUUAUGGAGAGGUCCAGCACCUGUCAACGCUGAAAUGGGCGAAUUCCCGGUGUUCCGUGGCGAAUUUGUCAGCGAACCGUCACAAGAAUCGACAAUCUGCUGUGAUUCCAUAUGAUAGCAACCGGGUCAUCAUGCAGGUCAUUCCUGGUGUGGAAGGGAGUGAUUACAUCAAUGCCAGUUGGGUGGAUGGCUAUCGGGAACGAUGUGCGUACAUUGCAACUCAAGGCCCUACAGAGCAAACGGUCGCCGAUUUUUGGCGAAUGGUGUGGGAGCAUGAUUGUGCGAUUAUAGUAAUGCUCACAAAAACGUGGGAGAUGGGCAGGAAUCGAUGCUGUGAAUACUGGCCUCAAGAAACAGGAGCACAAGUGGGACAGCUAGUUGUGGAGCCGAUCGCCGAAUACAACAUGCGAGAGUAUAUUCUUCGUGAAUUCCGACUCAGCGAUGUCCAAUCUGGCAUCACUCGUACUGUGCGGCAUUUCCAAUACACCGAAUGGCCGGAACAAGGGGCGCCUAAAUCAGGAGAGAGCUUCUUGGAUUUGAUUCAACAGGUGCAUCGUACCAAAACUCAAUUCGGAGUAGAUGGCCCGAUUGUGAUCCAUUGCUCAUCGGGAGCUGGUCGUACUGGUGUAUUCAUCGCGUUGUCGAUCAUCAUCGAUCGGAUGCGAUUGGAGCAUGUUGUUGAUGUGUUUACAACGGUGAAGUUGUUACGAACUGAGCGCCAGAACAUGGUACAAGACACAGAACAAUACCACUUCCUCUAUCUUGCCGCCUUGGAAUUCCUUUCAUCGUACGAGCAGUAUCCGUCAGCGUAG